AUGACCCCGCCUCGCGCCGAUAAGACGAAGACAUGCCAGUUCCAUCGGAAUAGGGGGCACACUACUGAAGAAUGCUCUGCCCUUUGGGAUCACAUCGAAGAUCUCGUCAAGGCCGGCCAUCUUCAGAACUUCAUUCGGUCGACAAACAACAGAAGGAACGACUACCGCCCUGGUAGAGGGGAGUACAGAAGGGACAACCGAGAUCGAGCACCUCCACGGAACCGAUCCCGUGAGUGCAGCAGGUCCCAAGAUAGAAAUAAUCAGCGAGACCGCAAUCAGCCUAGGCGAGUGAUAAACACUAUUGCCGGAGGCUUCGUGGGAGGAGGAGGCUCAUCUUCAGCCCGGAAGAGACAUUUGAGGGCCAUCAAGUCGGUCAACGCUAUAGGGUGGGCGUCCCCCAUCCGUAUGCCCCCUAUAACAUUCACUGACCAAGAUUUUCAAGGCAUUGACCCGGUGCAAGAUGAUCCCAUGAAGACGUUCGAGCAACUGGGCAUUCCAGAACAAGAGUUGACGCCUUACGAUGAACCUUUGGUAGAGUUUUCGGGUGAACGGGUGGACACCCGGGGGACGAUAGACCUGUAUACCUACUUCGGGGAUGACCAGCGUAGGCGGAUCAAGGUGCGCUACGUGGUGGUGCAUGCCAACACUUCGUAUAACAUUCUGUUAGGCAGACCCUCCCUGAACAAGCUCCGAGCCAUCGUCUCCACCCCACAUUUAUGA
Cajanus cajan (pigeon pea) is the source of this 720-nucleotide messenger RNA. NCBI's taxonomy places the organism in Eukaryota, Viridiplantae, Streptophyta, Magnoliopsida, Fabales, Fabaceae. The record is from RefSeq and is a predicted model, not a curated record.